Messenger RNA from Arctia plantaginis, 1512 nucleotides. Lineage: Eukaryota; Metazoa; Arthropoda; Insecta; Lepidoptera; Erebidae. The record is from the annotation of a GenBank genome assembly.
AUGACUAAAGUACCAUCAGUUAUUCAUUGGUUUAGAUUAGACCUACGUAUUCACGAUAAUCUAGCCCUCCGUAACGCAAUUAAUGAGGCAGAGAAUCGAAAACAUCAUUUAAAACCAAUAUAUUUCCUAGAUCCUGAUAUUAAAGAUAAAAUUGGAAUAAACAGACUGAGAUUUCUCAUACAAAGUUUACAAGAUUUAAACAGCAACUUGAAGAAGCUUAAUUCUAGAUUAUAUUGUAUACGAGGGAAUGCAAUAAAUUACCUACCAAAACUCUUUGAAGACUGGCAGGUUAAAUUUUUAACUUGUCAAGUUGAUAUUGAUCCAAUAUAUGUUGAGCAAGAAGAAGUAAUUGAGAAGAUAGCAGAAGAAAAAGAUAUUUUCAUUGUUAAGCGAGUACAACAUACUGUAUAUGAUUAUAAUAAUGUAUUAAAGAAAAAUAAUGGCAGCAUACCUAUGACAUACCAGAAAUUUCUUUCUCUGGUACAAGAUGUGCCUGUGAAAGAAUGUAUUGAAAUCACAAAACCAAUAUCAGAUGAUUGUAUAUCGAAAGAUGGAGACUUAAAGAAAUAUGAUGUUCCCACACUAGAGGAAUUUCAAAUAGAUGAAUCUAAUUUAGAGCCAUUAAAAUACCCAGGUGGUGAAACUGAAGGUGUAAAGAGGUUGCAUAUGUAUAUGGGUAGAAGAGAAUGGGUGUGUAAGUUUGAAAAGCCUAACUCAUCUCCUAACAGUAUUGAACCAAGCACAACAGUUUUAAGUCCAUACAUAAGCCAUGGUUGUCUGUCGGCUAAGUUAUUCUACCACAAACUAAAAGAAGCUGAAAAUGGAAUGCCUCAUUCUGAUCCACCGGUGUCUUUACUAGGACAACUGAUGUGGAGAGAGUUCUAUUACACAGCAGGAGCAGGAACUAAAAAUUUUGAUAAAAUGGUUGGCAAUCCAGUCUGUACCCAAAUACCCUGGGGCAAGAAUGAUGAGCACUUAAAGGCAUGGGCUGAAGGAAAGACGGGCUAUCCAUUUGUAGAUGCCAUCAUGCGACAACUGAAACAAGAAGGCUGGAUCCACCACCUAGCUCGACAUAUGGUGGCUUGCUUCCUUACUAGGGGUGAUUUGUGGAUAUCCUGGGAGGAAGGUGCAAAAGUAUUUGAAGGUUAUUUGCUAGAUUACGAUUGGUCAUUAAAUGCUGGUAAUUGGAUGUGGCUCUCAGCCUCUGCAUUUUUCUACAAAUUCUUUAGAGUUUAUAGUCCCAUUGCUUUUGGUAAAAAGACUGAUAAGGAAGGUUUGUACAUCAGAAAGUAUGUUCCUGAAUUGAAAAAGUAUCCCACAGCUUUUAUUUAUGAACCUUGGAAAGCACCCAAAUCAAUUCAAACUACAGCAGGUUGUGUUGUUGGUGUAGAUUAUCCAAAACGAAUUGUAGAUCAUGACAAGAUACACAAAGAAAACUGUACAAAGAUGUCUACAGCAUAUAAACUUAACAAAGAAAGAAAAGCUAUGAAAAGACCAUUUCCCAUAGAUUAG